This is a messenger RNA of Nycticebus coucang (slow loris), 1182 nucleotides long. Its product is annotated as translation initiation factor IF-2-like. The annotation marks the transcript as partial. The transcript is spliced from 2 exons. The record is from RefSeq and is a predicted model, not a curated record. NCBI's taxonomy places the organism in Eukaryota, Metazoa, Chordata, Mammalia, Primates, Lorisidae.
UGGUUCUUCAAAUCUCCGACUGGAGCAGAACUUUUCUCGCCGCAACCCGCCCACGGCACUGGGUCUCCGCCGCCGCCAGCCAGCGGGAGCAGCCAAGGGACCGCGGGCGGUGCAACAAGCCGCCGCCAGCUCCGGCCACACCCGCCACACCCUGCGGCCGCGCCGAGCCGCGGCCAACGCCCCCGCCGUGUGCCCGCCUCCCCUAGCCAGACGGCUCGCGAUUGGCUGGAGAGGCUGCCCGUCUGGAGGAGAGGUUGCGUCGUCCGCAGCCCGGCGCUCCCAUUGGUCGAGGCGGCGGCGGCCGCGCGCGCGGGGUCCCGGCGGGGAGGGGAAGCCGGUGGCCGCGGCGGCGGAACGGGCGGAGGCUGCCGGUUUCGUAACCGUCGCUCCUCCUCGCUGACUCGCGGGCUGCGAGGCCUGGGUCGCGUCAGGCCGCGCCGCGCGGGGCUGCUCGGAGCGGAGGCCGCCUGGGGGCGGGCGGGCCGGAGGCGCAGUGGCCCUCCUGGACACAGGGUGAAACUACUGAGGUUUCUCCUUGCUUGAGAACCAGAGAAAACACUUGUGUGAAGCAGCCUCCUGUAGUACGGAACGUCGAAGGAGAAAGGCGUACGAUGCAUCCUCUGUGACUUCUCUGAUGCUCAGCGCCACAGUGGGUACCAGGAGACACACCUAUGUGCCGACAGAAAACCUUAAAGAAUAUGUUGUAAAUCUUAGAAGCAAAUAAGGUAACUGAUGAUUUGAAACUGAGUUUGGCUUUUAUUUUAAUGUGACCGCAUCUUAAGUACUUUUGUGUUAUUUCCAUUGGGAAACAAUUUGUACUCAAUUCUCCAGGGACAUCUCAAAAUGGUUAGCUUGGGCUACAGUUUUCUAUCCCUUCAUGGCUGCUUCUGACAUCCUUUCUUCCCACUUGCCCUUCACCUUGGCUCAGAAACUCCUGGAUGAGAGGACUGUGAGGAGAUAAAUCUGGAAUGGCGGGCAGAAUUCUAGAGGCAAGCUCCUGGGAUGGGGCAGUCCAUGCACUGAGGGACAAGCAGAGGUAAGAACAGGUAUUUCACCAUCGGCAAGGACCAGGCACCGCGGGGCCCUGGACGGCUUCCUGCCGGAGUUGAGUUUGGCAGGUGAGCUGCUACUUCGGGAAGACAAAUAGUCACACAUGGAAGGAGCGAGCAAGCCCUCCUUUGC